GCCAAGAUGAAUUACCUCCGCCGGCGCCUCUCCGACAGCAACUUCAUGGCCAACCUGCCCAACGGCUACAUGACCGACCUGCAGCGCCCGCAGCCCCCCCCGCCGCCGCCCCCCAGCGCCACCUCGCCCUCCUCCGGCAGCCUCUCCCCCGCCGCCGCCCCCGCCCCAGCCCCAGCCCCAGCCGCCCCCAGCCCCAGCCCCGGGCCCGCCAGCGCCGGCGGCUUCUUCUCCUCCCUCUCCAACGCCGUCAAGCAGACCACCGCCGCCGCAGCAGCCACCUUCAGCGAGCAGGUGGGCGGCGUGGCCGGCUCCGGGGGCUCUUCCGCGCGAGCCAAAGUCCUGCUGGUGGUCGACGAGCCCGGCACCGACUGGGCAAAAUAUUUCAAGGGGAAGAAACUUCAUGGAGAGAUGGACAUUAAAGUGGAACAGGCAGAGUUCUCUGACCUCAAUUUGGUAGCUCACGCCAAUGGCAACUUCUCUGUUGACAUGGAGGUUAUCCGCAACAGUGUCAAGGUGGUCAGGAGCCUGAAGCCUGACUUUGUGCUGAUCCGCCAGCAUGCCUUCAGCAUGGCACGUGGUGGAGACCAUCGUGGCAUCGUGAUUGGGCUUCAGUAUGCAGGUGUGCCCAGUGUCAACUCCCUGCAUUCAGUGUACAACUUUUGUGACAAGCCAUGGGUGUUUGCCCAGAUGGUUCGUCUGUAUCGCAAACUUGGACCGGAAGAAUUCCCACUCAUUGACCAAACCUACUAUCCCAAUCACAAGGAGAUGCUCACAACCUCUAAGUACCCAGUGGUGGUGAAGAUGGGACAUGCUCACUCUGGAAUGGGCAAGGUGAAAGUGGAGAACCAAUACGAUUUCCAGGACAUCGCCAGUGUUGUGGCCCUCACCAAAACCUACGCCACCUCGGAGCCUUUCAUCGAUGCCAAAUACGAUGUCCGUAUCCAGAAGAUUGGCAGCAACUACAAGGCCUACAUGAGAACCUCUGUAUCGGGAAACUGGAAAACCAACACAGGCUCUGCCAUGUUGGAGCAAAUUGCCAUGUCAGACAGGUACAAGCUAUGGGUGGACACUUGUUCAGAAAUCUUUGGCGGCUUGGACAUCUGUGCUGUGGAGGCUCUGCAUGGCAAGGACGGGCGUGACCACAUUAUUGAGGUGGUGGGGUCCUCCAUGCCACUGAUUGGAGACCACCAGGAUGAAGACAAGCACCUAAUCGUGGAGCUGGUGCUGACCCGCAUGGCCCAGGCCAUUCCUCGCACACCAGUGCCCUCACCUGUGCGCUCUGCCUCGGGACAGCAUGGCCAGACUCAGGCAGCUCAAGCUGGACAGCGACAAGGCCCCCCGGCCCAACAGAGGCCCCCGCCCCAGGGAGGUCCUCAGCAGCCGCUCCCAGGCUCCCAGCGCCCCCCUUCUCAACAGCGCCCUCCUCCUCAAGGCCAGCAACUGCCCGGUCUCUCCCCGCAGCCUGGGGGUCCUCCGAUGGGUCAGCGUCUGCCAAGCCCCACCACCCAGCAGCCCCCUCCUCAGGCGCAGCAGCGUCCCGUAGGGCAACGGCAGCCCGGGCCUGGAGCGCAGCAGCCUCGCCAGCAGGGGCCGCCAUCUGCACCACAGUCCCCACAGCCCCAGAGGGGUCCUAGCCCCAGCGGCGGGGGCCAACAGCAGUGGCAGCCUGGGUCACCUCAGCAGCAGCGGGCUACAGGAGCAGGCCCGCCCAAAGCAGCUUCCGGGGGUCCACCGGGGCAACAGCCGCCGCUGCCGCAGCAACAGCGUCCUCCAGUGGCAGGUCAGCCACGACAGCACCCACGCCAGGGCAGCCAGGGGGGCCCACCUCAGCAGCGCCCGCCAGGAGCAGGAGCCCAGCAGCAGCGCCCCGCUCCGCCCACCACCCAGCAGCCAAGGCCCAGCACUCAGGGGCAGGGGCCCGGAGGACCCGGGCAGCAGGGCACCCGCCCUCCACCAAGCCAAGGAAAACCACAAGUGGCCCAGAAACCAACCCAGGACCUGCCUCCACCGCAGCCCCAGCUGAACAAAUCCCAGUCUCUGACCAAUACCUUCCCCCUUGCAGAGGCGCCGGUGCCACGGGGCAGCCUUAGUCAGGACGAAGUGCGUGCCGAGAGCAUCCGCAGCCUCCGACAGAGCUUCGCCAGCCUCUUCUCCGACUGAGCGACUCCCCCCUGCCCUCCGCGCUGGGAUCCCUGACACCCUCUCCUCAACCCAACACUCUCUCCUUCCCCCUCCGCACAACCUUGGCUCAUCCCCAAUUUUACCACCGAGCCACAGGAGGGGACCUUUCCCUCCCCAAAAAGAGAGGAGCUCCUCAGUACUUCC
Heteronotia binoei (common prickly gecko) is the source of this 2325-nucleotide messenger RNA. RefSeq names its product synapsin I (gene SYN1). Gene Ontology annotation, cellular component: synaptic vesicle membrane; synaptic vesicle. The coding region runs from base 7 to 2160 and encodes 717 amino acids. The record is from RefSeq and is a predicted model, not a curated record. The transcript is spliced from 13 exons. Gene Ontology annotation, molecular function: ATP binding. Lineage: Eukaryota; Metazoa; Chordata; Lepidosauria; Squamata; Gekkonidae. Gene Ontology annotation, biological process: neurotransmitter secretion.